AUGACAAGUUCGGACGAAAAAGACAUUUCAAAUUAUAUGCGCUUUUUUUGCACAAGAAUGGUUCAAGCAGUAGUGCAAGCUCGAAUGGGGAAAAUGCAUCCCUCUCCGUGUGUCCAAGCUUCGGAUCAAAUGAUUUGGUUUAAUUUAGUUAUGGAUGAAAUUGGGGAAGUUGCUGCUUAUUUGAAAUCGACUAUUGGAAGAAAGUUUGUGAAUUUUUUGAAUGACUUAUUUUUUAGUUAUCCGCCCGAUUGUUCUGUUUUUUCGUUAGAAUUUAUUCUUUUGACGGCUGAUGGAGACAAAUUACCUUUAGAGACUUGGCUUGUCAGAUUAGAUAAAGAAUGCGCAGACAAAUUUGUAAAUAUCAGAACUACUUUAUAUCAACAAAUGUCAACUUUAUUAAAAUCAAUAAUUGUUGCCUCAAGGUUCACUCCAGCAUAUAGACAUUAUGUACGCAAUCAGGGACCUGAUACAUUUAUUUUUUGUUAUAAAGUAUUUGAUGGAGAACCAGAUUUAUCAAUUCUUGGAGAAGAAACAAAAUAUAGACGUUUGGGCUAUUUACCUUCCCCAUUUGGAGCAAUUUCAGUCGAAUUAUAUUUUCGAACAAAAAUGGAAAUUCAACCACAGCCGUUUGUUCCAGAAGAAGAAAUUUUGGAAGAAGAAAAGUCUAGAACAAAUAUUGGAAUAGCAAUACCAAAUGAAGGAAGUAAAAUUGUUCCGGUUAGCCCUACUUCUUUGGACAAUAUUAAUUUGUUUAGCACAAGUCCUGUUAGUCAGGAUUUACAAUUCCGUGCUUCCCCAAAAUUUAUUGUUGGGAGUGGGGGACAUUCCUUUUCGUCAGUUGGAGCUAUUCCAAGUGCUGUAGCAACAACAACUUCUGGUACAAAAUCUGAUCCUACAACAACAAUGAGAAGUAGAGCAGAAUCUCCACCAACUUCAAAUAGUUUUCCUGAAAGAAAUUCAACACCACACCAAAAAUUGCGUGUUAGAAACAAUUCUUUUCCAUUUUCUUCACUUUUGUUAUAUUCUAGAAGUUCUUCUGAUCAAUUAAAAAUUUUACCAAAUGUUCCUGAAGACGAUGCUUUAAACACAACAAAUUUAACUUUUAAUCCACGUGGAAGCAAUAUAUCCCUCGAUAAUGAUAAAACUUUGGUUAGUAAAACAGAAGAUGUUAGAAGAAACUCCUCUGCAUGUACAGAAGAAUUUGUAGCGUUUACAAUUAAUGAAACUUCUAAAGAAGAAGAAGAGAACAAUAAUAGACAACAAACAUCAAAAUUUUCUUCUUCAAAAACAUCAUCAAUAACAUCAACAUCACCAACUAAUGAACAACAACAAAAUAAUAUAAAAUUAGAAAAUAAUGAAAAGGAGGAAGAGGAUGAUGAGGACGAGGAAGAAGAAGAGGGAGAGGGAGAGGAAGGUGGUUGUUGUUCAAGUGAUAAUUCUUAUGUUAAAGUAAUUGCUUUUGCUUCUACAAACGGGUCAAAUUCUGAAUUGGGAACAGAAUUGAGUGAAUUUUUUAAAGAAGUUAGAUUUGCACCUGAUAAAUUGACAUCUUUGUGUACAUCUGAAAGUGCUGUAGAAUUGAAAGAUCAGGUGGGAAGGGAAUAUUUGAAAUUUUUUAUGGGUAGAAAAGUGCUUGUCUCAAUUUAUUUAAAAAUUUAGGAAAGCUAUAGUUUAAUUAUUAUGUUUAGGGGGUAUGCCUAUCCUUUGUCCGGAUUUUUCUUUUUUUUUUUUUGGUUUUGUCUUUCGAUUUUUUUAGUCUGAUUUGUGACACCUUUCUAUUGUAUUGUCGAUUCAACCAAAUUUUCUU
Molecule: messenger RNA, 1807 nt
Organism: Meloidogyne enterolobii
Lineage: Eukaryota; Metazoa; Nematoda; Chromadorea; Rhabditida; Meloidogynidae
Source: the annotation of a GenBank genome assembly